AACAGAAGGGAGAGGACAGCAGGACAGAUCAGUCUCCCAACACCUGCACCUGGUCUCUUGGUUCUCAUUCAGGUCCAAACCGAAAGGUUCCGAGGACCAACAUCCAGACCUCAUCCCGCGGAUGAACGUCCGGAUUUAAACUUUUACAGACAGCUUUUGGGAAUUUGAUUCUUUUUUGUUUCCCCCAGGAAUGUGUCUAGUUAAAAGCAACUGAUCAGACUUUUUUUUUUUUUAAUCUCAGAGGAUUUUUUUUUUUUGUAAACCUAUUGGAUUAUUAUUAUUAUCAUUCGUUCCUGCGUAAAAAGCGCAAAGAGGGUCCGACUCCGAGGUGCCAAACGCGGGGAAUGCAGCAGUAAUCCCGCAAGUUUGAGGCUUUGUUUCUUCUUCUCAGAGACACAGCAGCAGCAAGAGAAAAGCAGAAGUCAGAGAUUUAGAUCUCUGUGGGCUACCUGCAUGACUGUUACCAUGACAGCACCAGGAGCCCGACUCCUCCUGUUGGCCCUCUGUGUUUACAGAGGCUUGGGCUUGCAGCAGUUUGCACCGCGGGUUCGCCUCUCCUUCAAAGAACUCAUGGACACAAAAGCAGCCCGGCCCUUCAGUUUCUCCUUCAACACCAGCGACUACCGCAUCCUCCUGAUGGAUCAGGAUCAGGGCCGCCUGUACCUGGGCAGCCGGGAGUACCUGGUGGCUCUGGACAUGCACAACGUCAACAAGGAGCCACUCAUAAUCCACUGGCCAGCCUCUGCCAAGAGAAAGGGAGAAUGUCAGAUGACAGGAAAGGGUAAACAGGGUGAGUGUGCCAACUUUGUGCGUUUGAUUGAGCCGUGGAACCGCACCCAUCUCUACACCUGUGGAACGGGGGCGUAUCAACCCAUCUGCACGUUCGUCAACCGAGGCUGGAGGGCGGAGGACUACUUGUUUAGACUGGUCUCUGGGUUUGUGGAUUCAGGGAAGGGAAAGUGUUCCUAUGAUCCCAAACAGGAAAACGUUGCAGUUCUGAUCAAUGAUAACCUGUAUGCAGGUGUACAUAUUGACUUCAUGAGCACAGAUGCUGCUCUGUUCAGGACCAUGGGAGGGAGGCCAGCCAUCAGGACGGAGCAGUAUGACUCCAGGUGGCUGAACGAGCCUGUGUUUAUUCAGAUCCAGCAGAUCCCUGACAGUGCAGAAAAGAACGAUGACAAACUUUACUUCUUCUUCCGUGAGAAGAGUUUAGAAACUCCUGGUGGGGCGAGCCCCACGGUUUUUGCCAGGGUGGGACGAGUGUGUCUGAACGACGAAGGAGGACAGAAAUCUCUGGUGAAUCGCUGGACGACGUUCCUGAAGGCUCGUCUCAUCUGCUCCGUGAUAGGAGCUGACGGCGUCGAGACGCCGUUCGAUGAACUAAGGGAUGUUUUUAUCCAGCCAACACAAGACGAGCGAAACCCCAUGGUGUACGCUCUCUUCACCACGGCGGGCUCUGUGUUCAAGGGCUCAGCAGUCUGCGUGUACUCCAUGGCUGACAUUCGCAACGUCUUCAAUGGACCGUUUGCCCACAAACAUGGCCAUAACUACCAGUGGACGGAGUAUACUGGCAAGAUUCCUUAUCCGAGGCCAGGAACUUGUCCAGGAGGAACCUUCACUCCUGGCAUCCGGUCCUCCAAGAACUUCUCAGAUGAAGCUGUGAACUUCAUCCGAGCCCAUCCCCUCAUGUUUCAUCCAGUUUAUCCUAUCCACCGUCGCCCCCUGGUGGUGAGAACCGGCGUGGACUACAGGUACACCGCGCUGGUGGUGGAUCAGGUGGACGCUGUGGACGGGCGUUAUGAAGUGCUGUUUCUGGGCACAGACCGAGGCACUGUGCAAAAAGUCAUUGUUUUGCCCAAAGACCCAACAAGCAUGGAAGAACUGACCCUUGAGGAGGUGGAAGUUUUUCGGACCAGAGCUUCAGUCAAAACAAUGAAGCUUUCGUCUAAAAGACAACAGCUGUACGUGUCAUCAGACGCUGGGCUGACCCAGGUGUCGCUGCACCGCUGCGGCGUGUACGGCAGGGCCUGUUCGGACUGCUGCCUGGCACGGGACCCCUACUGCGCCUGGGAUGGAGAGAGCUGCUCUGCUUUCACCCCAACAACCAAACGGAGGAGCAGAAGACAGGACGUUAAACAUGGUGAUCCGUUGAGACAGUGCAGAGGGUUCAAUGCCAAAGUGGAGAAACGCUUAAGAGAGACAAUGCAGUUUGGGGUGGAGGGCAGCAGCACCUUCUUGGAGUGUCAGCCUCGCUCCCCUCAAGCCACCGUCAAGUGGCUCUUCCAGAGGGAGGGAAAGAGGAAAGUGCUAAAUCGUGCCGGAGGAGUCCUGAAGACCAACCACGGUGUCCUUUUGAAGUCUCUCAACCAGUCAGACGCCGGGCUCUACCACUGCCUCGCCACCGAGAACAACUUCAAACACACGGUGGCCCGCGUGGCACUGCGCAUCCUCGAUCGAGACAUCGUUUUAGCCCUCACCUCUCGAGACGAGGAGGAGGAGCCAAAAAGUCGCCAAACGGAGCCUUUCCCGCAGUCGCCCUUCACUUCCACCCCCUUCCCUCCUGAGAUCAGACUUAUUAACCAGUACUGCCAGUCCUACUGGGACCAAGUCAACCCCAAACAGCAGCAGAGGAAGCGCACAAGCCGCAGACAUACAGAGAGCCAGGACCAAGGCCUUGGUUAGAGGACGUGAACUUUA
Messenger RNA from Nematolebias whitei (Rio pearlfish), 2697 nucleotides. RefSeq names its product semaphorin-3F. Lineage: Eukaryota; Metazoa; Chordata; Actinopteri; Cyprinodontiformes; Rivulidae. The coding region runs from base 454 to 2682 and encodes 742 amino acids. The transcript is spliced from 18 exons. Gene Ontology annotation, molecular function: semaphorin receptor binding; chemorepellent activity. Gene Ontology annotation, biological process: axon guidance; negative regulation of axon extension involved in axon guidance; semaphorin-plexin signaling pathway. The record is from RefSeq and is a predicted model, not a curated record.